UAUAUAAGCUUAUGUUAGUAUUAUAGCGUUGGAAUAAAAUUGGAUUAGCUAGUUGUGAAGAAGGGUUCCUCUUAAUAGGGUUUGGUGUUUCUGAAUUUCUGAGAAAACAUUGUUCAACAUGCAACUAACACUGGAAUUCGGAGGGGGAUUGGAGCUUCUUUGUGACUCUAAGAAAAUUCACAAUGUCAAUGUUGAAAACCAAAAUGGAGAGGACAAGCUAACUAUGAAAGAUUUGCUUUCUUGGGUGCGGACCAACUUGAUUAAGGAGAGGCCUGAAAUGUUCAUGAAAGGAGAUACCGUGCGACCUGGAGUUCUUGUCCUUGUGAACGAUUGUGAUUGGGAGCUAUCUGGUCAGCUGAAUACAUCACUAGAAGAGAAAGAUGUGGUAGUUUUCAUAUCAACUUUGCAUGGUGGCUAAUCACUACUAUGGAAGAUCAUCAUCAUCAUCAUCAUCAUCAUCAUCAUCUAGUUGAUGAAGUAAUUGUUAUUGAUAUACAUACACGGUUUUUGAACUCAUUAGUGAACCAUUUACAUGAUAAGUAAAAUUUUGGCAUUCUAAUGGGGGAAUCCAUUUACUGUGCUAACUAUGCCAUAUGGGUUGAACAUUAUAUCCUUUUGUAUGACAUUGAGAAAGUAAUAUUUACUUUUUGUUCCAAGAGCACCUUGAUGAUGAA
Molecule: messenger RNA, 674 nt
Organism: Arachis ipaensis
Lineage: Eukaryota; Viridiplantae; Streptophyta; Magnoliopsida; Fabales; Fabaceae
Product: ubiquitin-related modifier 1 homolog 2
Biological process (GO): tRNA thio-modification
Cellular component (GO): cytoplasm
Source: RefSeq, a predicted model, not a curated record